AUGGCAGAUAACCCCAGCGAGACAGAGACCUCAGGCGAGCCUCAAGACCCAUAUAAGCAGCCGACUACUGAGACAACUCACACGUCCAUGGGCAUGGACAGCAUUCAGAACGAACCACAAGGCUUUCGAAUCGAUGCCCGCCACUCGAAGCCCCAAAUCGUGCCUCUGACUACCAUUAAAAAUCUUGCCCAUUCUUCUGACAUCGUUCUAAUUGGCAACGACUGCCGCCUCUGCCGCCGCCGACGUGCCAUUGUGAUAGCUAUCCGACAAGCUGAUACCUUGCGCGAUGCUUACGUUGUCUGCGAAAACGAGCGAGUUGUGUUGCCUGUCAUGCCAAUUUUGGAAAGGCCGACGCAUGACAUUGUGUACGCCAAGUUCGGACUGAAGCCGCUUGUCGAAGAAGUUUUAAAAACUCUCUCAACGGACAAGAGACUGGUAGUGAAAGGGAAUCCUGAACUUUACAGUUACCAAUGGGACAAAGACAAGCACGCACGGUUCGUGCUGCAAGUUCUCCACUUUAGAGCUACGACAUUGAUCGAGACGCUCAUCGACAGCGGCGAUUCAGAGAGCUCGAGCUCUGCACAACGCUACACCAUAUCCCACUUGGCCCGCAAGAAGAUGAAGGAGUCAGGCCUGUGCUCGCCGAGAGACUCGGGCCGAUACCAUCCUCUGCUCCUCCAUCUGGAGUCCGGAAUACAAUGGAUAGAAGAGAAGCAAAUGGCUGUCAUAGUGCUGAUAGAGGUUGUCAAUGGCGGUUCAGCGGAGGUCGAAAUUCUGUCGCGGGACGGCGACACGCCAGAAACAGUCAGGAGCAAAAUUAUCUUGAGCAGCGGCCAUGUCGUCCUGAUUUACGGACCACACGGGUGGCGCUCAAGAGGGAAAGCAGUAUCAUUCCUGUUUCUAUAUUAUGACGUUGUAGACUGUGACGCCGGAGCUAGUUUGGGUCAUGAGGCUACCAUACGUAACUAA
Messenger RNA from Colletotrichum abscissum, 969 nucleotides. RefSeq lists its product as uncharacterized. NCBI's taxonomy places the organism in Eukaryota, Fungi, Ascomycota, Sordariomycetes, Glomerellales, Glomerellaceae. The transcript has 2 exons. The coding region runs from base 1 to 969 and encodes 322 amino acids. The record is from RefSeq and is a predicted model, not a curated record.